AUGGUGCCAAGCACGCUGAAGCACAUAGUCUUUGAUCUCCGUAUCUUAGAGAACCUACAAAGGAUUAUUAGUCUGAGUCUCGAAAUGGCAAAAAGUAAUGCGUUUAUCUACCACGCUUGUAUCGAUGAAAUCUCCCUCGAAGGAUUUGAUGGUAUUACCUUAAACGGUUUAUGGAAGCGACUCGAUAAUCGACCAGGAUUUGGACAGAUUAUCGAUUCUUACUGCAAACAGUUUCUCUGGCAGUUUCUGCGGAAGCAUCCACAUGUCAAGUUCUAUGAACUGAAAGAGCCAAGAAAGCUGCUACAAUAUGACAGUCUGCGAAUUAACGUAGCAUCAGACAAGGAUGUCGGAGUAUGGGGUUCGUGUGCCGACUUAAAAACGCGUUGCGACAUAACGGACUUGAUCAAGUCAGAGCCAGCUUACGCAGACUUAGAAUCUGUUACCACGAAGUUCAGCGACACACUUGUGAUCGUUGCAUCGUUAAAGCAGCGCGUCGGCGCUAUGGUUGGUCAUGCGAUGAAUGACACGAGGUUUUUUAACCUACCGUUUCUGUCGUUGAUUAACUUCGCCAUUCUUGAACGAGUUGGAAGGUAA
This is a messenger RNA of Soboliphyme baturini, 594 nucleotides long. Lineage: Eukaryota; Metazoa; Nematoda; Enoplea; Dioctophymatida; Soboliphymatidae. The record is from the annotation of a GenBank genome assembly.